Hermetia illucens (black soldier fly) is the source of this 2008-nucleotide messenger RNA. RefSeq names its product transmembrane protein 120 homolog. Gene Ontology annotation, cellular component: membrane. The record is from RefSeq and is a predicted model, not a curated record. The transcript is spliced from 8 exons. The coding region runs from base 305 to 1438 and encodes 377 amino acids. Lineage: Eukaryota; Metazoa; Arthropoda; Insecta; Diptera; Stratiomyidae.
AACGUCAAAGUAAUGUCACGCAGCUGUCGUUCGCUGUGGCAUUUUAGGUCAACUCGUCUAUAAACUUCCGAUUCGCCGCUACUUGCGUUUUGAUUCGUGUUUUAUGUACGAAGUUUAUGUUAUUCCGUGCUUAUCAGGCCUGACGCCAUGAUAAACUCCAACUGAUCGAUUGUGCCUACCAGAAAAUUCACUCUGAAAGUCAGUCGUCGCGUUUCUACCGGAGAACGGUUCUUCUCGCGUCGUCGGGCCGUGCUUUUGCUCUAUAACCUCUAUCCAGGCCAAUUGGAACCCGUGCAUCGCAGGAAUGGAGUCCAUUCAGCAGGACUGGCAGGAUCUGGCCAACGACUAUAAGGACUUGGAGAACACGAACCAGAAAUACAUCGAACUCUUGGAAGGUCUGGACAGCCUCCAACAGAAAUGUCUGGGCGACAUCAAGCAUCAGCGCUACCGGAUAGGACAAAUUAUCAUGAGCUUGAAACAGUUCAAAAAGUCAAAGAAUCCAAAAGAUGUAGAAGCUGUAGCGGAAAUAGAGAAGAAUAUACUGAAACGAAAAGCUCAACUGCAUGAAAUAGAACAGUCUCUUCCAAGGAAGUCAGGAUUCUACUUACAGAUCAUUUUAGGUGAUGUGAAUGUUUCAAUUCUGAACAGACGGGAUAAAGUCCGGUACAAAGACGACUAUGAGAAGUUCAAACUCAUAUUGAACGUCAUUGGUCUGGUGAUGGCAUUUUUGAAUUUACUGUUCAAUUUCAGAGCAUUAGAAUUAGCAUUCAUGUUCUUGGUGGUGUGGUACUAUUGUACGCUAACAAUCCGAGAAUCGAUCCUCAAAGUGAAUGGAUCCCGAAUAAAGGGAUGGUGGAGAGCUCAUCAUUUCAUAUCAACAGUUUGUGCAGCUGUGUUGUUAGUGUGGCCGCAAGGCGAGCCUUGGCAACUAUUCCGCAAUCAAUUUAUGUACUUUAAUGCUUACAUAAGUAUGGUCCAGUAUUUACAGUUCCGGUAUCAAAAGGGUGUAUUAUAUCGCCUGAAAGCCUUGGGCGAGCGGCACAAUAUGGAUAUCACCAUCGAGGGAUUCCAUUCUUGGAUGUGGCGCGGUCUGAGCUUUCUGGUACCGUUCCUUGUCGUUGGGUAUAUUUUCCAAGCUUACAACGCUUGGACACUGUAUAAUUUAUCGUACCGUAAGGACAUGACAUGGCAGAUACCAGUAUUGUGUGCUCUAUUUGCUGUCCUGUUCGUGGGCAACACAACAACCACUCUUCUUGUGGUGCCACAGAAAAUGAGAGAACGUGUCAAGGAACGAUAUCGUCUGAUGAGCAUGUCAUGGUCGAUGAUGCGGCGAGAGCAAAUCAAAAACCCUAGCAUCAGCGAGGACUCGAAUCCUAACGUAGCCAACACUUCCAGCGGUGACGAAAACGCAACCUCAGAUCAUACCAAAUCAGAAUGAAAAGCAUUUCAGACGUGAACACAUAUUUAUCUUUAGCAUUUACCCAUUUGUCAAUUUUUUCUUAUUUUUUCGAGCUACAUUUGUUUGGCAAAAUGAAUGUCAAUAAUUUUUUCUCCAUGGAAAACAAGGAAUGACACUAACACCGAGAAAUUACAUCUCCUGUUUUUCGAGAUGAUUGAAGCGAAGAAGAGUUUUUCUUCUCGAAUGCACGAUUGCUAUGAAUUGUUUUAAUUCUAUAAAUGAAACGAGUGCAUGCUAGACACUUAGGCAAUAAAAGCAACUAAAAUGAGAGACAAUUUGAGACUGUAGCGAAAUGAAAAGUGUAAAAGGAUCUAGUUUUUAUUUUUUAUAUACAUACAUAUAAAGUAAUUUAUCUUGAUAUAUUAUUAUUGGAAAAAUUGUGUCAUCAAUUUUUCGUACGAGUUUAUAGUUAACAAUUUAUUUAGCUCUGCAAACUCUGCAAGGAAAUAAUGAAAAUAAAAUAGGAUAUUUUUUCUAUGAUGGAAUUCCAAACUUAGUCGGGGGAUUGUAACGUUCUUUUUCAAAGAAUAAAUAUUUAAAUGUGGAAAA